Molecule: messenger RNA, 2112 nt
Organism: Scaptodrosophila lebanonensis
Lineage: Eukaryota; Metazoa; Arthropoda; Insecta; Diptera; Drosophilidae
Product: bleomycin hydrolase
Exons: 5
Coding region: 228-1637 (469 amino acids)
Biological process (GO): proteolysis; response to toxic substance; L-homocysteine catabolic process
Cellular component (GO): cytoplasm
Molecular function (GO): cysteine-type aminopeptidase activity
Source: RefSeq, a predicted model, not a curated record
CGUCAAGUGUAGCACACAACUACCAUCCCAACCAACAAAAACAAUAGUAAUACUAUAUACGCUACAGUUGCGGUCUCCCGUGUUCUAACAAAAACAGCCAACUUCACUGGACCAUUGUGCAAACGGCAAAAACAGCUCGGUACGUGCGCACACACAACGAACGCGGCAACAAUAAACCAACAUAAAUAGCAAGGAAGUGAGAGGCCAUCAAAACAACGACCCCAACUAUGUCUGACAAGAAAAGCAACAGCAGCAGCAACAACAAUACGAAUGUUGCCAGUGCCAUAACGCCGGAUCUCCUGAGUAAGUGGAGAGAGAACUUCUACGCGGAGCCGAAGAACGUAUUGGCGCAGAAUGUUUGCUCCCGUGUUGAUCCCUUCGAAGUUUGCCUGUCGCGCAAGGCGCUGGAAACGACCAAUCAUGUGUUCAACUAUAAGGUCGAAACGGAAGGAAAGCCAGUAACCAAUCAGCGUAGCUCCGGUCGCUGUUGGCUUUUUGCGGCACUGAAUUGCAUACGCCUGCCCUUCAUGAAGAACUACAAUCUCGAUGAGUUCGAAUUCUCACAAGCCUUCCUCUUCUAUUGGGACAAAAUCGAGCGUUGCAAUUAUUUCUUGAAUAACAUUGUGAAGACGGCGAAGCGCGGCGAGAAGGUGGACGGACGCCUGGUCUCGUUCCUUCUGCUCGACCCCACCUCUGAUGGCGGCCAGUGGGACAUGCUGGUGAAUCUGAUAACCAAACACGGUCUGAUGCCAAAGAAAUGCUUUCCCGAGAGCUUUAGCUGCGAGUCCAGCAUACGCAUGAACGCCAUACUGAAGAGCAAGUUGCGCGAAUACGCAUGCGCUUUGCGAGUGCUGAUGGAAAAUAAUCCCAGCGAGGAGGAGAUCAACAGUAAGAUUCAGGAACAAAUGGCAGAGGUCUAUAAGGUGGUCGGCAUCUGCCUCGGCAUACCCGCCGAAACCUUCACCUGGGAAUACUACGACAAGUCGAAAAAUUAUCAGUUCAUAGGGCCGGUCACUGCGCUGGAGUUUUACGAGCGCUAUGUAAAGCCCCACUUCAAUGUGGAGGAUAAAGUGUGUCUGGUGACCGAUCCCCGUUCCAGCAGUAGCUACGAUCAGGCCUACACUGUUGACUGUUUGGGCAAUGUUGUCGGUGGACGACCCGUGCUUUACAAUAACCAGCCGGUAGAUAUGCUUCUCGCUAUGGUCACUAAAUCGCUGAAGGCCGGCGAAGCCGUAUGGUUUGGCUGUGAGGUUAGCAAGCGCUUUGCUUCCAAGCAGGGUAUCGAGGAUACGGACGUCCAUGAUUUCAAGCUGGUCUUUGACAUCGAUAUACAAACGACCCUCAGCAAGGCCGAUCGUUUGGUCUAUGGUGAGUCUGCCAUGACGCAUGCCAUGGUCUUCACAGCGGUCUCCGUGGAUAAAAACGGAACUGCCGAGAAACUGCGCGUGGAAAACUCGUGGGGUGAGGAGCGCGGCGAGAAGGGCUAUUUGGUUAUGUGCGCCGACUGGUUUAGAGAGUUCGGCUUUGAGGUCGUUGUGGAUAAGAAGUAUGUGCCCGAGGAGGUGCUGCGAGUAUUUGAUAUGGAUCCCAUUGUACUGCCCGCCUGGGAUCCUAUGGGAACGCUGGCGCAACAGUAAAAUGAGAAACGCAUGCAAGGCGAAUUAAAAAGCUUUAUGAGUACCACAACCGGCAGACCGCAUACAUACAUACAAUUACACGCAUGCAUAUACAACUAUACAUACAUACAACAUAUACAUAUAUAUAUAUAUAUACAAACGAGCCAAGCAAUCUAAAUUCUUUGUACAUUUUUGUGGCAGAUUUCACAUCAAACUAUUUGUAUCUACUUUGUUUUGUUUUAAAUUAAAAGCGCCAAUUAUUUGUCAACUAAGCCAAACACCCACCCAUACACACACACACACACACACAUACACUUAUAUAUAUACACAGGCGUCAAUUUUUUUGAUAAUAUAUACUGUAGCGUAAGUAAAAAGUGGUAAUGAGUUGUUUUCACGCAUGGUUUUUUUAUUGUAUAUCUUUUAUUUCAUUGUUUUUUUUGCGCAAUUUUGAAAAAAUGUCCAAUACAAAUAUAAAAUCUAUGAAUUUAUCCAACAA